Molecule: messenger RNA, 6366 nt
Organism: Globicephala melas (long-finned pilot whale)
Lineage: Eukaryota; Metazoa; Chordata; Mammalia; Artiodactyla; Delphinidae
Source: RefSeq, a predicted model, not a curated record
CUGGUUUCCAGCUAGGGGGGUGGGGUGCAGGGGCAAACAGGGCUUCGUUUGUCCCGGUUACCCCUUUCCGGCCCGGGGAAGUGGCCGGACCUCGGCGGAGUCCCGGGCGGGCUCAGCGCUAAGCGAGGGCUGGAAGGGCUGGGGCCUGGCCGCCGAGAGGAGUUGGCAUUUCCAUAUUGGGGCUCGGGCCGCCCCUCCUCCAGGACCCUCCCCUCAGCACUGCUCCGGGCGCCGCGGGCGAUCCAGGCCGGCUCUCCAGGCGAGGUACGGAGCUGGGUGGAGUGUGUCUGGCGAGGGCGUGUGAACCGAAAGAAUAAGAGCCAAAGACCUUCCGGAAGAGGAAAUUAGCUAGUAAUUUUUUCCAACCUUUGCUGCCCUUGUCACCUCCCCAGCAUAUUCUAGCACAGGCUCCGGACGCGCAGGCUCAGUGGCCAUGGCUCACCGGCGCAGCCGCUCUGGGGCAUGUGGGAUCCUCCCGGACCGGGGCACGAACCUGUGUCCCCUGCAUCGAAAAGGUGGACAAGUCCUAUUUUCAAGAGAAGAUGACUUUUAACAGUUUUGAAGGAUCUAAAACUUGUGUACCUGCAGACAUCAGUAAGGAUGAAGAAUUUGUAGAAGAGUUUAAUAGAUUAAAAACUUUUGCUAAUUUUCCAAGUAGUAGUCCUGUUUCAGCAUCAACACUAGCACGAGCUGGUUUUCUAUACACUGGUGAAGGAGACACCGUGCGGUGCUUUAGUUGUCAUGCAGCAGUAGAUAGAUGGCAGUAUGGAGACUCAGCAGUUGGAAGACACAGGAAAGUAUCCCCAAAUUGCAGAUUUAUCAAUGGCUUUUAUUUCGAAAGUAAUGCUGCACAGCCUACAAAUCCUGGUGUCCAAAAUGGUCAGUACAAAGCUGAAAACUGUCUGGGAAACAGAAAUCAUUUUGUUUUAGAAAGGCCAUCUGAGACUCAUGCAGACUAUCUUUUGAGAACUGGACAGGUUGUAGAUUUAUCAGACACCAGAUACCCAAGGAACCCUGCCAUGUGUAGUGAAGAAGCUAGAUUAAAGUCAUUUCAAAACUGGCCAGACUAUGCCCACUUAACCCCAAGAGAGUUAGCUAGUGCUGGACUCUACUACACGGGUAUUGAUGAUCAAGUACAAUGCUUUUGUUGUGGCGGGAAACUGAAAAAUUGGGAACCUUGUGAUCGUGCAUGGUCAGAACACAGGCGACACUUUCCUAAUUGCUUCUUUGUAUUGGGCCGGAAUUUUAAUAUUCAAAGUGAAUCUGAUGUCGUGAGUUCUGAUAGGAAUUUCCCAAAUUCAACAAAUCCUCCAAGAAAUCCAGCCAUGGCAGAUUACGAAGCACGGAUCAUUACAUUUGGGACGUGGAUAUACUCAGUUAACAAGGAGCAGCUUGCAAGAGCUGGAUUUUAUGCUUUAGGUGAAGGUGAUAAAGUAAAGUGCUUUCACUGUGGAGGAGGGCUAACUGAUUGGAAGCCCAGUGAAGACCCUUGGGAACAACAUGCUAUGUGGUAUCCAGGGUGUAGAUUUCUGUUAGAAGAGAAGGGACAAGAAUACAUAAACAAUAUUCAUUUAACCCAUUCAAUUGAGGAGUCUCUGACGAGAACUGCUGAAAAAACACCAUCAUUAACUAAAAGAAUUGUUUUCAUUUCAGAUGAUACCAUAUUCCAAAAUCCUAUGGUACAAGAAGCUAUACGAAUGGGAUUCAGUUUCAAGGACAUUAAGAAAAUAAUGGAGGAAAAAAUUCAGACAUCUGGGAGCAACUAUAAAUCACUUGAAGUUCUGGUUGCAGAUCUAGUGAGUGCUCAGAAAGACAAUGCACAAGAUGAAUCAGGUCAGACUUCGUUACAGAAAGAGAUUAGUACUGAAGAGCAGCUAAGGCUACUGCAAGAGGAGAAGCUUUGCAAAAUCUGUAUGGAUAGAAAUAUUGCUGUAGUUUUUAUUCCUUGUGGACAUCUGGUCACUUGUAAACAGUGUGCGGAAGCAGUGGACAAAUGUCCCAUGUGCUACACAGUCAUUACUUUCAAGCAAAAAAUUUUUAUGUCUUAAUCUAACUACAGUAGGCGUGUUAUAUUCUUAUUACCCUGAUUGAAUGUGUGAUGUGAACCAACUUUAAGAAAUCAGCAUUGAAUUCCAUUAGCAUUUGCUACCAAGUAGGGAAAAAAUGUAAACUGUGAUGUUAUAGUUAGCAAUCUAAAAUUUGAAUUUCUGGAUUUUUCAGGAUUUUAGCUGUAUUAUCUGUCCUAUUUUUUCACUGUUAUUUAAUUGAAACCCUAGACUAAGAAGCACCAUAUUAUUAUAACUGAUCACAAUUUGUAUAUGUAGUACACUGACUUAGAUUUCUAAAUGUAAGUGAAUUAAUCAACUGACUUUUUCAUCCUUUUUAGAUAGGCUUAACAAAUGGAGCCUUCUUUGUAAACGUACAGAUUAAUCUCCCCAAUCACAUAAUUUGUUUUGUGUGAAAAAGGAAUGAACUAUUCUACACUGGUAGAAAGAUAGAGAUUAUCUUUAGAUGUUUGUGUUUUAGGAUUUUGUCCACUUUCUUUUAAAAUUAUACACAUGUACUUGGGUGGAUGAUUUUUAAAAAUGAUUUUGCCAUCGUUAAAAGGGUAUUUAAUGAUUGAAUACCAUCUAGCCUACACGUACUGACGUGGAAAGAUGUCAGAGGUAUAUUAAGUUUAAAAUCAAGUGGCAAAACACUGUGGAUAGAAUGAGCCAAGUGAGGUGUGUGUGUUUUAUAUACGUAUAGAACAGAAGAUUUGGAAAGAUAGGCACUAAACUGUUAAAUGUGGUUUCUUUGGGGGGGUAUGGGUCCCAGAGGGGCUUUACAGGGAGGGACCUUUCACUUUCUACUUUUUUUAUUUUGUUCUGUUUGAAUUUUUUAUAAGUCUGUAUUACUUUUGUAAUCAGAAUUUUUAGAAAGUAUUUUACUGAUUUAAAGGCUUAGGCAUGUUCAAACGCCUGCAAAACUACUUACUGCUCAGCUUCAGUUUUUCUAAUCCAAGAAGGCAGGGCAGUUAACCUUUUUGGUGCCAAUGUGAAAUUUAAAUGUUUAUAUGUUUUUCCUGCUUUGUGGAUGAAAAAUAUUUCUGAGUGGUAGUUUUCUGACAGGUAGACCAUGUCUUCUUCUCUUGUUUCAAAAUAAAUAUUCCUGAUUUUGUAAAAUGAAAUAUAAAAUAUGUCUCAGAUCUUCCAAUUAAUUAGUAAGGAUUCAUCCUUAAUCCUUGCUAGUUUAAGCCUGCCUAAGUCACUUUACUAAAAGAUCUUCGUUAACCCAGUAUUUUAAACAUCUGUCAGCUUAUGUAGGUAAGAGUAGAAGCAUGUUUGUACACUGCUCGUAGUUAUAGUGACAGCUUUCCAUGUUGAGAUUCUCAUAUCGUCUUGUAUCUUAAAGUUUCAUGUGAGUUUUUACCUUUAGGAUGAUUAAGAUGUAUAUAGGACAAAAUGUCAAGUCUUUACCUAAGUUUUUUGUUUUCUUGUCUAGUGAUAGUAGUAGAUACUUCUGAAAUAAAUGUUCUCUCAAGAUCCUUAAAAACCUCUUGGAAAUUAUAAAAUAUUGACAAGAAAAGAAGAGUUGUUUGAAUAUUAAAGAAAAAAUAAAACUUGAAUAAGAAUCAGUAUAUAUUAAAAAAAGAAAAUGAAAGUUUAAAAAUGCUUCAUAGAACACCCAGACAAAGAUUCUCACAACAACCUGUUGUAGAGGUGAGUGAGGCAUUUUACUGUAGAGAAAAGUUUGAGAGUGGAACUGUUAAAAGUUAUAUUUUUGUUGUAUUUUCUAAGAGAAAGAGUAUUAUGGUCUCUUAACCUCUGUUGAUUACUACUUUGAUAUUCAUUUAAAGCACUGCAAAUUUAAAUGAGAAUUUUAAAAAUCAAAUAAUGACUGCCCUGUUUUUGUUUUACUAUGUAAAUCCUCAGUUCUUUACCUUUGCACUUUCUUCUACUUAGGUUUAGUUAUAUAUUCAUUAAGUUAAAUUUUACAUGUAUAGUCUAAGCUUUAAAUUUAAACUUAAAUUACAAGGGGAGAAAAGUGUUAAAGUUUUAAAAAUGUGUUUUCCAGGACACAUCAGCUCCAAGUCAGGUAGUUAGUUCAGUCUAGUUGUUGGCCGAGGACUGAACUGUUUUAACAUAAGGCUUUUCCAGUUCUGGAAGCCUCAGUUCAUUAAAACUCUUUUAAAACUUGUAUGUUUAGAGUUAAGCAAGACCUUUUUUCUCCCCAUGAGUUGUGAAAUUUAAUGCAUGAAGCUGAUGUGGCUAACAGGUUUAUUUUAAGAAUUGUUUAGAAGUGCUGUUGCUUCAGGUUGUUAAAUCACUCAACACUCCAACUUCUAAUCAAAUUUUUAAAGACUUACCAAUGUUUGCCUUUGUUUGCACUAUGAAAAGCCCUGGAUCCUUCCCAUCUAAUUGUGCAAAGAAUGAUCACUUGCAAGGUCAAAAAUAUAGCCAGAUCCAAAUCUCUGCCUCCCCCUUCCCAAAAUAGUUCUCACUAUCUACAUGUAGACAUUCUUUUCUAUAUAAAGUUCACUCUAAGAUUUCAAAAGGCACCACCUAUUUUACUACAUUUUAGUCAUGCGAAGAGUCAAGUUGUUUUGUAAUAAAUAAUUAUCUUUGUUCGUAAUAAUCUGGUGUGCUGAUCAAAAGCUUUGUCUUAAUUUUUGAGAAACGGGUUUAGUGUUUAUAAAAUAAAUUCCAGUUUAUUAAUUAGUAGCUUUGUAUUGCCUUUCCUACUAGAUUUUUUGUUUGUUUUUAUUUUUUUUCCCCUUUGGUUUGGGGCUAAGAUGGGGUAGGAUGGGUGUAGUGAAUGUAUAUGAUGUGAUUUGGCCCUGUGUAUUAUGAUCUUUUGUUGUUAUAUUAUUUAAAUGUUGGUAGUUUUUUUCCUGUUUUCAUUUUAAUGGAUAAAAUUGGUAUUUUGAACUCUGAAUGGAGACUACCACCACAGCAUUAGUUCCACAUAUCGUACCCUUUAGAUCAAAAUCAUUGUUUUAUUUCCUGCUCACCCAGUUGUUGAAUAUGGGGAAAAGGGGUGGAGGGGUGGGAGAAGUAGGAUAGAUUGUGUAUCAUUUCCAUUAGAGAAAUAAGAAAACAGGAGGGAAUAUUUGACAAAUAUGGUUAUUUUUAGCCAAAUCUGCUUUAAAAAAGAAAAAAAGAGGUAACCAUUUCUUCAUCUGUGAAAUGAGAAUAGUACGUGUCUUACAAAGUUAUGAGUUCAAGGAGGCCAUAUAUGUAAAAUACCUGUUAUAAAUGUUAAUUCCCUACCUAACACUCUUUUACCUUCCGUGGAUAUGCCUUGACUCUGGAAAUGUGGGCUAAAACUUAGAUGAUAUCUUUCAGUGACUCUUACUCAUUUUUUUUGUUUGUUUGUCAUAGUCAAGAUGCAAAUUACAAUGAAAAAGUAGGUCAAGUCCUUAAAAAUAUUUAAAUUCCUGUUUUAAUAACUUGAAAAAAAUAUUCUCACCAAAUUUAGUUGAGCUUUCCUAAUAGAAACAGUUGGCUUAUUCCCACUUUCAUAAUCAGUUUCAGUUUGACUCUUGUACACUUAGCACAGUGUGAAUUUCAUUUGCAGCAUAAUAGGAUCAUAGGGUGUCAGAGCUAGAAGAGACCUUAGAGAGUAUCUAAAUUCAUCCCUCUUGUUUUACAGAUAAGGGAACUGAGGCUGAAAGGUGAAAUGAUUUGUUCAAAGCUGUAUAGCUAAUUAGUGAUAGCUCAGACUGGGUCAUAGUUUGACGGUGAAAAACUUCAAGCUACCUCUCCAGGGAGGUCUCAAAUGUUUAUUUUUUCUUGUAUACCAUACCAUAACCUUCACUACAUAUUAAAUGAUACUUUAUAACUAAUAUAAUAGGACAAUCUUAAAUACAUAUAGCUUCAAAUUGUACAAUACUACAUUAAUGUUUGGGUGGUAAGAUUCUAUUUUGAAGUCUAAAGUUUGCAGAAAUGCAUAUAGAUUUUUUGGCAUUUAUUACAUUCUUGUGUAUCAUUGAUGUAACAUUUAAAAUUACUAUAUAUUUUGUCAUUCUGUGUAUACUUAGCAACAAAUUUGCAUUUUUUAUUUGAUGUAACAAAGGCUUUAAUGUAAUUUUUGUUAGAAGAGUUUGCAUUUUUUUCAUUACUGUUAUACUUUAUCUAACCUGACAAAAUGACUGAUUCUUAUGUCAUUGUAUUAGUGUUGUGAAUAAUCAUGUGAAAUGUGUGAGAAAGAGUACUAUAUUUGUGAAUAUAAUUUUAUGGCUCUUUUCAUUUAGUAGAAACCUUUCCAUCAGUAUGGAAAACUAAGAAAAUUGCUUUCUACUGUAAAAUCUGGCAGUCAUCAUAGAUUAAAGCUUAUUUUUCUGUGAAUAAAACUUAUUCAAUAAAGCACUAUUCUUUAAAAUGA